AUGGAGGAUCGAAAAGACAAUCCACCGGAAGAAGAUGCCAAACUCGACACAAAUGAAAUGUGUAGUGGGAAAUCUUCGAUUCCCCAGAUAGAAAAAGAUGAUAACACCAGUUCUGGGCUUCAGUCUACGCAAUCAGAACUGUACACAGAAAAUGUUUCUUGCGAUUUUGUGGAGCUCAGCAGUGAUGAUGAAGUUCAAAUCAUCGAUGUGAAAAGAAAAUCAUGCGAGAAAAAUCUGCAAGCAGAUGAUCAAUGUUCUUCUGGAAGGACUAGUCCGAAAGAUGCAACAUGUUCGGUUUGUCUCAGUGAAUAUGAUAACAAAUCAUUCCUUGAUAAGUGCUUUCGUAUCCUUUUGACGAGUGAAAUAUGAGUUUAGAUGCGUGAAUGAGCUUGAGGUAAAGAUUCGAUGAAAAUAAAUUGUUUUCUUUGAAAUCCAGCAGCAAAGUGAUUUGUGCAAAUUAGACAUUUACCCUCCUUGUAUGUGUUGGGUAAACUGUGCAAUGAUAUUGCUGUCAUGGAAUUUACGUGGGUUGAGGGGUAGGGUGUUUCAUUUUGUGUAUCCUUUUUUUUAUAUUACUAUAUUUUUUACUCAUUUCUCUCUCAUUUCUCUCAAUCUCUCCCUUUCAUCUCAAAGCCAGGUCAGGCAUGAUUCAGACUUAUGUAGUCCCAUCCCUUCAUGGUAUAAUUCAAAUGCUUGCGACGUCUGCCUUUAACAGAGAACCUAUGCAAGUUGGACACCUAUUCGAAGUUAACCCUUUAACUCCUAAGAGUGACGAGCUUCUAAUUUUGCCUUACAAUAUCACCCCUGAAUCAAACAUUAAGGUCACAAGAAUCCAUGAUCAAGGGAAUGAUCACUUACUAAAAAAGCUUUUGAUUGUUAAAAAAAUUCUCCUUGUCAGCACCUCAGGAAUUGUAUAGAGAACAGUAUGGAGAAUGUGCUAACUGAUCUUUAGGGUGUAAUGGGUUAAUGCUAUAAAACAAUGUUGAACCUUAACCUAUCUUGUAGAUGCUUUUUGUUACUUCUGUAUUUUACAAUGGUCAGAAAUAGUCAGGACCUGUCCCCUGUGCAAAUCAAGCUUUACAUCAAUUAUUCACAGUGUCAAAUCUAUGGACAAUUACCAGCAGGUAAUCAUGAGGAACACUUUGAAAUUUAACCUUAUAACCCAAUGCCUGAACCUCCAAUACUACCUGAGUUUAAGUUCCCCGAUGUAACAAGUUAAAAGCCAAAUUUGCCCCACUUUGGUCUAGAGCUAAAGUGCAUAGCUCAAGGACCAUGAAUGGAAAGGUAUAAAAUCAUGAACACCUGUAACUGCCAUUUUGAACUGCCCUAAAAAAAGCCCUGUAGGCCAAAAAUAGGCUGAAAGUCGGCCAGAAGUUGGCCAACAGUCAGCUGAGUAUUGUCCUACAGGCUUUUUUCUGAUCACUCAGUUGAGAGAAAUCUUGAGAAGGACUGGUGUCAGUGAUGGUGACUUACACUGUGGCAACCUUUGUAAAAGACGUCAAUCCUAUUCGUGAAUAGCCUCGUCUGGUCAAUCAGACUACGUGAUAAGAAGACAAACUGUAUCAGUGCUGAAUUGGUGGGAGAGUAUAACAGGAUAAUUUAGUAUUAUCAACUGAGUUGAUAACGUAAUUUGGCCACCAUAAAGAGUUUCAUUGCUGAAGUUUCAAUCACUAGCCCUUUUUCAGAGCAAAGAUCAAGGGUUAAUGCUCGAAAUGUCAACUUUGAAACAUAUUAUGGUGGCCAAUUUAGGCUAUCAACUCAGUUGAUAGCCAACUCAACUAUCAACUCAAUUGAUAAAUUACCUAAAAUCAGAAGAUGAUAAUUAUACUUUUAUUGUAUAUCAGUUUGGUUUAAAAGAAUGAAUUCAGGUACUCAGACUACAGCCAGCAUCAAACUUAGUCGACACAGUGUUUAAACAGAUUUUUUUUUUUUAUGUGAAGAAUAACACUUUUGUUUGCACUACACUAUAAAUAAUGUACAAAACUAACCCCUUAAAGUUCAUGUAAGUAAGAUACAACAUUGUUUUUUGGGGGGGGUAGUGAAGGGGCUGAUUAGUUUCACUUGAAGGGUUGAAAAGAUCAAUGUAUCAAGAUCAAUGUAUCAAUUUUGUUGUGGAUUGUAGCUGAUGAAAAUCAAAAGCAAAAAGACAAAUUCAAAAAUUUUGAAUGUUUGAUCAUCAGCAUAUUUGAUUCAAAUUAUGAGUAAUGAGAGGGAUGCAUAUAGAAAAAGCCUUGAGGGAGAUGCAGCGAGGCAAUGUUAUCUCAUAAAUGCAAUUUUGCCUUACAAUGAAAAUGUUAUUUCAUUUUAAAAGUAAUGGUAAAGCAACUUGAAAGAGAAUGGAACACUGUAUCUGAGGAAAAGCUAUCAUUACAAGGAUGUGCCUGCACUCCUAAAUUUUAUUUCAAACUGACGCAUCUCUAAAUUUCAUUCUGCAAUUGGUAACUUCAAGAGGCAGUGUUCAUCUUUGAUUUUCCUAACUGUCUUUUCCAGGAAUUUUGAUUACACUUAUGACAUGUACAGAAAAGUAACAACCCCAGAAAGGUGUUCUGUAGGUUUAAGCCAUUUCAAAUAACUCUUUCUUUUGGUAUCAGCAUUUUCUCUCCAAACCUGACUCACAUAUGCCAACCAACCGGCAACAAUUUCAAAGUGAUGGGAGACGUUUCCGCUACAGAACAACAUUAACUGAAGGACACAGACAACAGCAGCAACAGCAGAUGCAGAGUCAACAACACCAGUGGAAUGAGACUGGCAUCAGGGGGCAGCCAGCUAGACGAUGGCAAGCUCAUGUUGCAGCACAAAGAGAUAGAAAGACAGUGGGUCAUGAAAGGAGAAGGUACUCACUUGUAUCUGUUUACAUGUGCAGGCCUGUAGUAGAUGUGAAAUUGAUAUGCACUGAAGACUAAGCUUUGAGUCAAGAUAAUGGCUUUUCCCUCCUCUUCCCCCCUUUCCCCCCCCACCCCUCAGGGGUUAUCAAAUGGUAAUUUCUCUUAGCAGUAUCACUACAUAGUCAGGCCUUGGUGCAUUUGUACAUGCAAAUGCAUGUAGGGAAUGACAAAAGAUGAAAUAAAUACAUGCAUCUAAGUGUAAAGCACUGCACAUGUAAUUUUUUCUUACGGCACGAACGUAACUGCAUGCACUGGAAGCUUGUAUAACCACAAUUUACAUGCACCUUAUGCUCAUGGGGUCCUGCAGAACAUGUGGGCGUUGCUGUAUAUUAGAACUUUCUCAAAUACACACCAGUACAAUGAAUUAAGUGUUAUUCUUUUGUUCAACACAGGACCAUCUACAGAAAUAACUUAUGGGUACAAAGAGUUACUCAGACAGGACGUCCGAGGCAGAGAGAAAUUUGUAAGUUUUGAGAUUAUCACAUAAUAAAAGGCUUGAUGUUAUUCUUAUUUCCAAGUUUUGGAUACAAUAUUCACAAACGAGAGAGUAAGGGAUAGGAUAUUAAACAAGUGCAUUUAUUUAUUACUAUAUAAAGUCAAUACAAUAUCAAGCUCUUGACUUGUAUUUAUUGCCUGAAUAUUUUAGUCAUACAAGGCUGUGCUCUAGGAAAAUUUUCAGGGCGCCCUUUGGGCACCUAACCAUGACAAGUAGGUCGCCCAGCCUUCCAGGUUGGUCGCCCGAAUUGAUUAAUUAAUUAAUUAAUAAUCCAUUGAUAAUAGGUUUCGAAACAAAAGGGUUCUUAUAUUAAAGUUUCAUUUUCGUCAAACUUUGAUCGAAUGAUUACAAUUGCGAGCAAGUCGCCAAAUAUGGUGCUGAUAAACAUCUUGCAUGCCACGGACGAAGCUAAUUAAAUAAACACAAAUUUGCAUAAAGAACGGUUUCGAUUUAUUAAUCACGCGCUCCACUGUUGAAAGAGGGUCUGAAUGGGGGGGUCAAAAUGUCGGUUGUCGGUUAAAAUUUCAUUACUUUGUCGGUUGUCGGUUAAGAUUUUUGACCUUUGUCGGUUGUCGGUAAAUCUCAGUUAAUAAUUAAAAAUACACGUUAAUUAUUCACAUUUAUUAUGCAAUUUGCCCAGUUUUAAGACUUUAAACUCUAGACGAAGUGUAAUACUUGUAAUAAUUCAUUAUUUGUUUUCAUUUAAACCUCGUUAACGCUGUUUUUUAAUUUAGCAACGUGCUCAUCUACCCCACUUUUGUUUGCAAAUCUAGUAUACCGAUAAAAUUCACCAAAGCUUUUAUUAUAGAUGUGAAUUUGUUUCCUGUCGACUACGGGGCUCGAAGUAAAUCAAGAGAGGUAAAUUCUACAAAGAAUGAAACACCCACUCUAGCCCCCGGGAUACCUAAUUUUAAUUUGUAAGCUACGGAAGUCUUUUUUCCGAGACGUCCACAAAAACUCACUACACUUCGUGGCUUUUCUGCGAGCUUUCUUUUUUUUCUCUUUUUUUUUUGCCAAAAAUUUGGUUGUCAUACGUAUCAAUCUGCACCGUUAAAUGGAUUUUUUAACUGUUAGUACCUCUUACAUGUCGAGACGCACAAAUGCACGAACAGCCCUGCCGGAUCGGGUAACACACGCUCUGUUGACAACCUCUGGAUGUUCUUCAAAAUCUGAUUCCUCGUCAUCCGAAUCUGUCUCAUAUUCAUCGAUUUGUACUUCUCUGUGAUCCUCAAACACCUCAGUAACAUCCCCUUCGUCCACAAAUUGUAUGCUGACAACGCGUUGUGCUAUCGGCCAUGGAAUCAGCAUCUAACUUUUUAAGAUCUUCUUCCCUACCUGAGAAGAUUGAGAAUUUUGUGUUUUCAGCCAUGAUUUGGGCUUUAAAAAUAGCUCCACGGUUUCUUUUACCAACGCUACAAGAAGACGGCGCGAACAUUGGUUGUCUUGGUUUAUUUUUAAAAAUACAUUUUAGCCCGGCAAAUUCUUUAUUUUAGCACGCAAAAUGCGCCACAAUGCCCAUCAAAGUGAUAAUAAUACAGUUUUUAGCCGGAAUUUAAAAGAAACUAUCUUUACAUAGCGAACGCACUACGUGAGCGUUUUUCGUUGUAUAAACAAGGCAGUGUUUAUAAACAAGGAAUACCGCAGAAUUUCCAAAGUAGCGAAAUUUAUGACUUUUGAAAAUCAGGUAAACGAACUACAAGUGCUAAUUCAGCCCUACCAUCCUGAAAAUUUUGAAGGUCUCCUUGUUGCCUUUCGUUUCUCUCGAUGUCACCUCCUUCAGUCAUGAUCCUCUUUGCCAGAUUUUCAUCUUCUUUUGCUUCUUCUCGUGAUUUCCGUUUCCUUCUCACUUUUGACGCGUCACCUUUCUUCUCAGUGUCGUUCAUUGACUUCUGCUUGCUUUUAUCAGAUGUAGCCGGCGCCUUCAGCAACACUACUGGCUUUCCGGUCCAGUUUGUGACCUCUUGGAUAAUGUGUACUAAAAUAUUAAAUACCGUGUGUUUUAAGUUUUCUCUUUAGUAGGCUUUUGAGAAACUUACACAGUUCUUAUCAGCAAAUGCUCGUCAAGAUGUAUAAAACGUGCACAUCGAGCGAAAUCUCUCGUGCGUAGCUUCCCUCGAGGAGAGAAUUGAAUAUUAUUUGAACGUCUGGUUUUCAGAAACGAAUAAAUUUAAGGGCGUGUAUAAAUAAACGGGGUCUUUAAUAUGUUAAGCUACACUGUUGUUCAUUCACCAAUUAAUCAGAAAGAAGCUUAUAAACUGAUUUACUCGCUACUUCUUUGUAGAGAUUUUUCUUCUCAAUUUUCGCAUUCAAAUGGACGGUGAAAAAGAAAAAAAAAACCAUUCCGCUCCACAAAACAACAAACAAAAAACGGUGGAACCAGAGUUUAACUACGUUAAUAUUUGAGCUUAAUAUUUAACUACAGAACUAUAGUGAUUCAUCAAACUCCGCUGCACGCGUUCUACACUUACCGUUGAGCUCAGUGCUACUUAAUUUAACAGCUUUAUUGGGUACGUCUACAUGGAUAGACAUACGCCGAAAGGGUCAGUGCGAACGGGACAUGGAGUCCCAUGCGGGGCACUACCCUUAACACUAAAAUCCACCCAACCCAACCCAGGGGAGGACAUCCAUCACACAGUAAUCUUGUGCGUGGGAAAUUAACGUCUCCUACCCCAAAACCCUGCAGGAGACGGGACCUCCGGCUUAACGUCUUAUCCGAGAAGACGAAGCAAGGUGAGUGAAGCGACUUGCUUAAGGCCACAACGUAGUGCCCAAUCCAGGACUCGAACCCGGGCCGUCCGACCCAGAGUCCAGCGCUCUGACCACUGGGCCACUCACGCCUUCAUCCGAUAUUAAAUUUGGAAGUUCAAGCUGCCAUUGCCCAUCCGUCACAAUUGCAAAAUUUUCGCAUUUGCCCGCAGGCGAUUUCGCCAGGCGAAAUAACUUUAACGAAAAUCCGCCAAUUCCAUUUUGAUGUGCCUGCUCCUUUAGUCCUAAAAACUCCGUAAGAUGUUUUUUUAGUUCAGAUACUCCUCUAUGAGCUUCUUUGUCUACUGGGACCCUGCUUCGAUGACGUUCGAUGGCGACUUCUUCACCUUUUCGAAAAAAACUCACGAUGACUUUAGCAAUCCCAGUCAUGACCCGACCGCAUGAACAAACAACGAGCAAUAAAAAGACAACAGCAGGGCGUCUUGUCAGCCCGAUUACGAGCCGCUUUUCUAGAAAUGAGCCCACGCUGCUCACCGAAAAGAAGAAUCCCGUGGAUUUAAAGUAAUUUGAAGACAAGAAAUUCUAUAAUUCGGCUAAAUUUGGAAUUAAUGUGGUUACGUCGAGUGAAGAAGGAUUUUCUGAGCUAGAAAUCAUCAAAAUGCUGUUCUUUCUGAAUACAAACAUCCCUAUCACGUCUGACCAUGUCGGUUGUCGGUUAGAAUUUAUUUGUCGCUAGUCGGUAAUUUUUCCCCGUUUCGUCGGUAGUCAGUAAUUUUUUACGCCCUUUGUCGCUAGUCGGUUAACCCCAUUCACACCCUCUUGAAACUGUUGAAACACAAAAAUUAAAUAUAAGCAUCAACCACUUCAAUAGAAAAAUUAGAUCUUCAACACAUGCUUGUGCAAAAAUCGUGCAGUUUCUCACGGGCAAGGAAAAAAUAAUUUUUAGUGCUAAAUCAUGUGAAACAAUAUUACAUAACACACGCGACAACUUUGAGCGUGAACAAUUCUUGUUGUUGUCCUGCCGAAUAUUUUUUAGUUCUGCAAAUGUCAUCAAAUUAGCAAGUAAAAUUAUAAAAUGUUAGUUACAAUCAGUUGUUCGCUUUAUCGCGUCGUUCAAUGGACAAGAAACCUGGGCCAUGUACUAUAUUAAUAAACCGGAAGAGAAACCACCGAAGCGAAACAAGACCCAAGACACAAGACCUAACUUAAUAUUUAACCUAAAUGUACAGAUCACACAGGCUAUUGAUUGCACUGCGCUUUCAGCGCUUUUGCUUUUCGGGCUAACGGGAGCCGGGGAGUACGAUGGAGUUUCUUUUCGUUCCGUUCCGUUUCUAUACGUUUGCUGGUUUCGUUUCGGGUUUUCACACAAGCCGAAAUCUAUGCGCCCGGACGGGCGACCGCUUUUCUUUUUCAGUCGCCCGAGACCAAAUGUUAGUCGCCUGAGGCGACCGGGCGCCGCUAGAGCAUAGCCUUAUCAUAUAUACUAAAACAGGGGGAAAGUGUUGAAGACACACUCUGAUUGACUACUUAAACUCCAAAUAUCCCUCACUAUUGACCUCCGAACGACACAUGCAAAAUUUGCGCCUGAAAAUGCUGUAAUCGCUGCAGUAAUAAAUUGGUUAAAUUCAUAUUGAUGUGCUCAGUAUAUUAUGUCAUUGUUCUAGUCUAUACUAAAACAAUUAUACACCUCUGUGUCGGUGGCUGGUGGUGGAUAUUUAGUUUGCCUUUUUUGCUUGGUGAAUAUCCACGUGAAUAGUUGUUAAUAUCAGAUGUCAGUUACAACCUCUGUGGGCAGGGGGUAAGGGUUCAUGGGGGAAGGAAUUCUAGGGGGUAGAGGGUAACAUUGCACUUUGGGGAAAAAAGAAUAUUAUUGGUUCCUUCGUGCUACAAGACUCGAUGUAAGCUUCCGUAGUAACAUGUACGUGGGUGAGACUAAACUUGUUUUUUUUUCUCGUAGCACCAGAAUUUUUCCGUUCCAAUUCUGCUUGCACCCACCGACUGAUUCCAUGGCUUACGAGAGAUUUAAGGGCGUUGUUGAAUGACGUGGAGAGUCAUGCCAGUUUUGUUCUUCAGCUUAUUUUGUCUCUGAUCAACAAGUAAGUCAUGUUUAGAUGUGAAUCACUCCAUGAUUGUGUUGUAAGGAAUGCCGUCUGUAUCAGAAUUACUUCUUGCCAUUUAGAUAAAUUUUCGACUGAACAUCGGAAGAACGUGUAAUCCGAGAUUGUAUUGGUUUUGCUUUACUUCGCUCUGUUACUGGUCCAGAAAACUCGCGCCACUCUCUUAAUUAACCAAUCAAAUGUAAAACUAACUCGGUCGCCUGCGUUUUCCCGCGCUUUAGUCAGUUUGGUUGUUUUUACUUAUACAGUAGGUCUCAUUGGCUCUUAGAAGUAUUUUCCUUUCUUCUGAUUGGACAUUGUCCUUACUUUGGUUCGAAAAGAGUUCUUUAACGCUUACUACGGCGCACAGAGAACUUAUACCCCCUUGGUCAAAACAACUAAACAUCUCAGUUUAAGAAUUAAACCCUUCUUUUUUUUCACUGAAACGAGAAAAGAUAGAAGAUAGCCAAAACUUUUAUGUGGAUAAAGGGGGUAAGUUUCUAAAGAAACUGUGGUGCUGCGUCGGUGGGAGAGUGUAACAGGAGUGUGUGUAACAGAGAGUGUAAGGUAAUUUAGUAUUAUCAUUUGAGUUGAAAAAGUAAAUUGGCCAACGUAAAGAGUGUGGAAGCUAUCGUUUCGAGCGUUAGCCCUUCGUUAGAGCGAACGUAGACAGGCUAACGCUUGAAACGUUAUUAACUCAGUUGAUAAUACUAAAUUACCGUUUCAUGUAGAUAGGCUGAGUUUAUAAAUCUAUACUAUUACAUUUUCAGGGUUGAGCUUAGUUCUGAAGAGUUUUCUCGCCAGCUGCAGCCUUUCCUAUUUGACAAAACAGACCAUUUUAUCCACGAGUUUAUAGGCUUUGCUCGUUCGCCAUUUGAUAUGACUGCUUAUGAUGAGCGUGCGCAGUACAGCUGGCCAAGUGAGUCAGAGCAGGAACCCAGAGAUACGCCGACUGUGUUUCACAGUCAAACUUCAGGUCUGAACCGUUUAUAACCAUUUUAUUUAACAAAUAGAGAAGCCUUGACUGUGCUCUGUUCUGUUAUAAAGCACGCAGGAAGCGGCUAGAGCACGAAAGAAGUGUUGGGAGAAACACGAGACGUAGUCGAGUGUUUCUUCCCACUUCUUGAGUGCUCUAGCCGCUUCCUAAGUGCUUUAUAACAGAACAGAGCACAGUCAAGGCUUCUCUAUUUGUUUUAUAAUAAAGAUUCCGUUAAAUUCCCCAUGUAUUACUUUCAAUUUUCAAAACAAACUUUAUUUCCAAAGCGAACAACAGUGUCGUCAGCAUGCUCUAUACUCUCAUAGAGCACGCUACAAUAAGCCAAUCAGAAUCCUUGUUAGAAUGGUUCAAAUAUUCUGAUUGGCUGUACAAGACAAAAGCUGUCAAAAGUGUCAAACUAUCAAAGUUCAAAAACCAUCAAAGUUCACACUCUGCGAUAGUUUACAAACUAAAAUAAUUCGGCAGGUCGAAUCUAACGCUUUUGCCUGAGGUUUUUAAUUCAGAAUCUUGAAGUGAAAUGUUCAGUGAACUUCAGCCGAAUUAUGGCUCAUAAAAACACGCGGGUUUUUUCACAUGACAAGGUAGAAAACAAACUGUUCAAGGCGAGUGUUUUUUAAAUGAACGACAGCCGAAUUCACCGGAACAUGAAGAUCGCUCAGGAUGACAGCGCCGCAAAACUCGGCUGCAGUGACUGAAGUGACUUUCCACUCAACACAUUGGAAAGGAUAUCAGAGCGAGCUCUUAUUUUUUCACUCGAAGGGCAGCUGAUGAAGUUUCUGAGGCUUGCUUUACUGUGAUGACCGGAGAUCGCCAUGAUAAGUGAGCCGCGACGGACUUCAGCAUGAUCAUAUUUGCUCAGACACCGUCAUGAUUAGUAUGAAUUUUAACAAUUAUGCAAGUUUGGUUAUUUUUUCAUCAUUUCUGGUUUUUUCUGUUUUGUUUUUGAACUCUGAACUUUAUAUACUAUACGAGUGUUGGCUGUGUUUGAUUUUCAUUACCGAACGUAAGCUUGCAAUCUAACUGAGCGUGAAAAUCUUUAAAACUCGGAAUGUCUAUUUUGUUUUUCCUUUGAGGAUUUUCGUAUCUGCCCACAUUUUAAUAACGUAAAUAACGGCGCCUGGUAUGUUUACAAACCUUUCUUUGGUUCUUCUGUUACUACUUGCCGGCUCGCUUGUUCCGAAAUUUCACUUUCAAUUAUCGGAAAAAAGCUAAAAAGAAGUCCCGGAAAAGGUCGAACAUAGUACAAUUUGGCAGAUGGCGUGACAGCUUUAGCUCAGUUCUAUGCUCUAUACUCUCAUAGAGCACGCUCUUUCAACCAAUGACAGCGCGCGUUAUAUCCGAACUUUAUUAUAAAUCGGAAUUAAAGGAAUUAAAGUCGUUGUAUAUGCAACGCUAUUAGACCUAACCUUCCCUUGUUCGCUUUGUGGAUUGUGUUGGCCGAUGAGUUUACGUUGGCGUGGUGUAUAAUAUUAAAACAACGGAUUUUUCGUAGGAUAAUCCAAGGUAAACCUCUCCGAAGCGUCGCAUGACUAGUGUUUUCAUAAAAAGCCAUGUUACAGUGGUGUACUUAGUCGCCAAGCCUUUGAUUUGAAGCGAGGCUGAAGGUGACUAUGCUGUGAUAGAGACUAGCAUCUAAUUAGCAUGAUAAUAAAGACCAACAAAGUAAUUUACAUUUGAAAAGCAGUAACGUUUGUAUCAAACCAAGGUCAAUCAGUCUUUGCUUCACUCCUGUUCAAAGGCUUGGCAACCAAGCAGGCAACUGUAAAAUGGAUUAUACACGCUUAAAUGGGAAAAGAGGAGAGUAGUAUAAGGAAAAUAGUUGGGCAACGUUUACAUGUGAAUUUCCGUGGUGUAACACUCCAAAGCGUCUUAUUAAGGUAGAAUUCUCAAAAAUACUCAAUGGUGGCAUGUAAUAAUAUUAUUAGAAAUUGUUAGUGCCUACAACGCGAAAUUUUUCUUAACAGUUCGGGCGGGUAAUGACAGCUUCAAAUCCUCAACUUGGUUGGGGAAAAAUUUUUAAAAAAAUCAAGAAGGGAAAAGGAAGAACUUGAAUCGGUUAAAAAUAAUUAAUUUUUGAGGUAUUCAACACAAUAUUAAUGUCUAGUGGUCCCCUUUCUACAUCAGGCUGGCAUACACCUGUUCCAGGCCCCUCUGGCGAAACUCUGUGGCAAACAGACUGGAACAGAGAUUCUCCAGCGCGGCAAACUGUAAACAACAGGUGGUCUCCAAGCUCAUCACCAGGUACAUCCGGACUAAAUGGUCGAGCUGGUUUGGAAAGGACUGUGAACAUCUCUUCAUCGAACUCAUCAGUUAGUCCGCAAACAACUCUAGUAGACAUUGAACCCAUGACAAAUUAUCAAGCGUCCAAUGCGUCAUCCGACUCUAUAGGGCGUAGUAACAGAAAGAGAUCUUCCAAGGAAACUAUUGUAGAGAAGACACAAGUGGAAAAGGAGAAGAAGCAUCAUUAUCAUCGUAACUCACACAAACACAAACGUAAAAGGAAAAAGUCUAAAAGAUCUAGCGAGAAACGUGACAGAGGCAAACUUUGUAGAGAUACUAAUCAUGUUGAUAAUGGUUUUGGCCGGUCUUGUUCUACAGAUCCUUCUACUGUUUCUUCAGAAUUUUUUUCACCUCCACAGGAGUUUAUUGUAAUCAGUAGUGAUACCUCUACCUCUCCGGCAUCUUCCACUGUUCGGCCAGGAUCUGCGUGCAACGAUCCAACGCAGUUUCAACGAAGGAAGGAAGGGUUUGAAUCGCGGUCAAAAUCUGGAUUACGACCGCUGUCUAAAGGAAAGGGAAUUAUUCAAGAAGACAAACGUUUGCGAAGUCACUCUGGUAAUGCUAAAACGCGCUCAAGGGAUCAUUCACUUUCGGUUGAAGAGCGUGCGAUUGAAGAAUAUCGUCGAUGGCGAUCAAAUUCUAGCGAAAGACGGUUGAGAGAUGAUAGUCAACGUUUAUCUCCGUCAAGAAAAUCUGGUAAGCACUGUCAAGAAAAGAUAAGAAAUUCCUCUUUAAGUCCAUCCCAUACUCACAGCAAACGUAAAACGCGCGGCGAGAAAAUUGACUGUAGACGAACGAAGGAGUAUGGUCGAUCUCGUUCAGGAUCGGGGUGUUCCUCUCGAAACUCCAGAUCACGACACUCACGAUCACAUAUAUCACGGAUAAGGGAAUCACGGAUAAGGGAAUCACGAUCACAUAAAUCAUGGACAAGGGACACACGAUCACGAGAAUCACGAUCGAGAUCGGCAGGUGCGCGGUCAUACAAAUCCCAAUCACGCGAGUCAAGAUCGCGAAAUUCACACUCCCAUUCACGUGACUCAGGAAACUCACGGUCUAAUUCACCAUCAAGAUACUUCUCACGAGCUUGCACGUCUCUGUCAUCGCGAACGCACCAUAGCGUUUCCCGUUCGCGCAGUCCUUCUUUAUCAACGGUGAUCUCUGAACCCAAAGUAAGGGAGUCAGCUCCGCACAGUAACGAUGCUAUCAAGAGGGAAAUUGAAGAUUUGGAAAGUCGCAUAGUGGCUGACAAGAAGCGACUUCUAAGGCUUUUAACGAAAAAUGAACAGGCGGAAACCGCUUAAUUAUGACAACAAACUUAAGAUUAGUUACAAAAUGUAGCGAACUGUUUGUCUAUCAAGUUAUCUUUAAAUUUGUUAGUGCCUACCGAGACGAAAUUCAUGUAAUUUUGGAAUAGUAAAAAAGGUCUCAUUUUUUUAUAUGUAUGUCAAUCAGGCAUUGUGGAGAAUUGAACAAUUUAAUUUUUGUGUAAAACCGAUUUGGUAUCAGGGACCUUUGGCGAGAAUUGAAGCUUUUUCCAUCUUCCCCGAUGACACAUGAAAUGACGUUCAGAUCAGAAUAGCUUAUCCCGAAUUUACUAGUAAUGUGUCUUAUUCACUUCCUAGAGUGACCAAGAAGGUAUUUCUUUUUUCAAAAUCAGUACAUUUUCCAUUAGAAAGGCGAUAAGGAGAACGAAAAAUUCCUGAGAGUUAUUCUUUCAUGUAAAAGCAAGUAGUCA
Messenger RNA from Pocillopora meandrina, 13195 nucleotides. The record is from the annotation of a GenBank genome assembly. NCBI's taxonomy places the organism in Eukaryota, Metazoa, Cnidaria, Anthozoa, Scleractinia, Pocilloporidae.